Molecule: messenger RNA, 1420 nt
Organism: Macrobrachium nipponense
Lineage: Eukaryota; Metazoa; Arthropoda; Malacostraca; Decapoda; Palaemonidae
Product: HIRA-interacting protein 3-like
Exons: 8
Coding region: 1-1236 (411 amino acids)
Cellular component (GO): nucleus
Source: RefSeq, a predicted model, not a curated record
AUGGAUGAACCUCUGUCAAAGAAUAGGGUAAGACCAACAUUAAAGAAAAAAAGUAAAGGAAAUCCUUAUGACAGUGACAGUGCGAUGGAUGAAUUCUGUCAAAGAACUAAGGCAAAGGGUAAGACCAACAUUAAGAAAGGAAAGGAAGAUCCUGAUGACAGUGACAGUGAGAUGGAUGAACCUCUGUCAAAGACUAAGGGUAAGACCAACAUUAAGAAAGGAAAGAAAGAUUCUGAUGACAGUGACAGUGAGAUGGAUGAACCUCUGUCAAAGACUAAGGGUAAGACCAACAUUAAGAAAGGAAAGAAAGAUGAUGACAGUGACAGUGAGCGGGAGACCUUGUCAAAGACAAAGGGUAAGACCAACAUUAAGAAAGGAAAGAAAGAUUCUGAUGACAGUGACAGUGAGAUGGAUGAACCUCUGUCAAAGACUAAGGGUAAGACCAACAUUAAGAAAGGAAAGAAAGAUUCUGAUGACAGUGACAGUGAGAUGGAUGAACCUUUGUCAAAGACUAAGGGUAAGACCAACAUUAAGAAAGGAAAGGAAGAUUCUGAUGACAGUGACAGUGAGAUGGAUGAACCUCUGUCAAAGACUAAGGCUAAGACCAACAUUAAAAAGAGAGAGAAAGAUUCUGAUGACAGUGACAAUAAGACGAAGAAAGCUUUGUUAAAGACUAAACGUAAAUCCAGCACUAAGAAAGGAAAGGAGAAAUUAAGUUCUGGCACAUCCAGCCCUGUAAAAUCCAAUGCUCCAGUUUCCUCAUCAGAUUUAUCCUCAUGUUCAGAUGAUGAAAAAUCUCCUAAAGGAAAUACGAAAGAUACUGAAAUGCCUAAGAAGAUUAAGAGUGGUGAUAGGCGAAUACUUAAGAAGAAAGCGUACAUAAAGAAAUGUGGCAUUAGAAUUAAGAGCUAUGAUCUUCUGUUUGAGGGCUGUAAAACUAUAGCUGCAAAGGAGAGAAAACUUCUUUCUAUCCUUCAGGAGCAUGGCAUGGAAGGAAGACCAACCUUAAAGAAGUGUGAAGAAAUACGAGAGAAGUUGGAAAGGGAAAAAGAACUUGCAGAAUUAGAUAUGUCUAAUAUUAUAACAGAAUCAGGACGUGGUAGACGGAAUGCCUUCAGCGUUUAUGCCACAAAAACAGAAAGGACUGCAGUUGAUGAUUUUUUUGAAAGGCCAAUAAAAGCCUCAAGGGCAAGGCACAUUGCUGAAUCAGAAUCUGAGUCUGAUAAUGAAUCAUAGUCUGAGUCAGAGUUGGAAUCAGAUUCUUAAUCAAAACAAGGUUAAGAUUAAAGGUAUGUUGACAAGAUUAAAAGGUUGACAUUUUAUGAAUUAUUUUGUAUGUAAAAUUUUAUGUAAUUCAGAUUCAUAUUAUUGUUUUAUAAAAAAAAUAAUAUCAUAUUAUUAAUUAAAUUUAUAUAUUGUG